CACACAUAAAACCCACCCCAGCAUCACACAACCUCGGCUGGGAGUCCACGUACCAUCACUGAGACAUGGCGAGCAAGAAGGCUUCCAACAAGAGACAGAGAGGAGCAAAGUCCUGCUCCAAUGUCUUUUCCAUGUUCGAGCAGUCCCAGAUACAGGAGUUCAAGGAGGCAUUUGGCUGCAUUGACCAAGACAGAGAUGGUGUUAUCAAGAAACAGGACCUGAGGGAGACCUAUGCACAGCUGGGGAAGCUUAAUGUCAAAGACGAGGAGCUGGAUGAGAUGCUGAAUGAGGGGAAGGGUCCCAUCAACUUUACAGUGUUCCUGACUCUUUUUGGGGAGAAGCUCAACGGUACCGAUCCUGAAGACACCAUACUUGCUGCUUUCAAGCUUUUCGACCCCAAUGGGACAGGCUUUGUCAACAAGGACGAAUUUAGACGACUACUGAUGAACCAGGCCGAUAAAUUCACACCAGAGGAGGCCGACCAGGCCUUCGCUCUGGCUCCCAUUGACCCGACUGGCAACAUCGACUACAAGUCGCUCUGCUACAUCAUCACACAUGGAGAUGAGAAGGAAGAAUCCUAACAGGGACUGUUUGCCUGUGUAGCCACGUCAACUAAACCCAUGACUAGUUUCAUAUUGGCUGCUUGUAGUUUAUUGGUAAAACAAAUAAAGAGUUGAAUAAAGAGAAAUUCCUCAAAAGCUUC
Messenger RNA from Mugil cephalus (flathead mullet), 703 nucleotides. RefSeq names its product myosin, light chain 7, regulatory (gene myl7). The record is from RefSeq and is a predicted model, not a curated record. Gene Ontology annotation, biological process: cardiac muscle tissue development; heart contraction. The transcript is spliced from 7 exons. Gene Ontology annotation, molecular function: calcium ion binding. The coding region runs from base 66 to 581 and encodes 171 amino acids. NCBI's taxonomy places the organism in Eukaryota, Metazoa, Chordata, Actinopteri, Mugiliformes, Mugilidae. Gene Ontology annotation, cellular component: myofibril; cytoplasm.